This is a messenger RNA of Dothidotthia symphoricarpi CBS 119687, 770 nucleotides long. RefSeq lists its product as uncharacterized. The transcript has a single exon. Bases 48 to 302 code for a protein of 84 amino acids. The record is from RefSeq and is a predicted model, not a curated record. NCBI's taxonomy places the organism in Eukaryota, Fungi, Ascomycota, Dothideomycetes, Pleosporales, Dothidotthiaceae.
UGUAAAAGCAAUCUAUCAAAAACACGAAUCCACGGUACUUAUCCACAAUGCGUUUCCCCACGACCCUUACAACCCUCACAGCCAUGCUCGCUCUCAUCCCUUGCGCUACAGCAGGUCCGAUUGGCUACGCCAUAUGCCAAGCGGGUUGCUCAUCGGUAGUCAUGGCCUGCUAUGCAGCUGCUGGCUUUACGUGGGGAGCUACACUUGGUGCCACGGCUCCUGCUAGUAUUGUCGCGUGCAACACUGCGUUUGGGACGUGCCAGGCGGCUUGUGCGACUGUACUGUUGGGACCCCUGCCGUAGACGGUAGAGUAAGAAGAUGGAGGACGACGAUAAGAUAGAUAGCAGAGAAGGGCAAUGCAUGAGGAGAUGAUGGGUAGUAAUAUGGACUGCGGGAUAGGUUCAUGUGUUGAUAGAUCACUGGAUGAUACCUCAACGAACACCUAACAUUUGUUACAAUUUCUGGCAUGCACAACUUCGUCCCAUGGCAUCUCUCACUGAACGUGGUUUGUCGAUGUUAUUUAUUCUUGUGGUAUGCUCAUCUCUACAGAGAUCGGGGAUAUCUUUGCGGGUCGACGGAUCUCUUCAUCCCCAGGCAUCACAACCUCUCUUCCUCCAAACACCCACCCCUCAACACGCUUAUGAGCCCCCUUGCGCAUCCCCUCCUCAUCUUCUCCUGCCAACGCACAGACCGGCCAAUCCACCUUCCCACCCUCCAGCGUCAGCCCUCGUUCAAUCAUGCGCGCAACGAUCUGCAUUUCAAGAACACAC